Cataglyphis hispanica is the source of this 482-nucleotide messenger RNA. It is a transcript of the gene RpS25, whose product is annotated as 40S ribosomal protein S25. The transcript has 3 exons. Gene Ontology annotation, cellular component: cytosolic small ribosomal subunit. Lineage: Eukaryota; Metazoa; Arthropoda; Insecta; Hymenoptera; Formicidae. Gene Ontology annotation, molecular function: structural constituent of ribosome. The record is from RefSeq and is a predicted model, not a curated record. The coding region runs from base 79 to 438 and encodes 119 amino acids.
UGGAGCCAUGGUCGUCAUGAUAUUCGACAUGGCGCUCGGCUAACUUCCGCUCUCUUUCUCAUUCGAUCAUCGGCCAUCAUGCCGCCCAAAAAGGAUACAAAAGGUUCCUCCAAACAACCUCAGAAAACUCAGAAGAAGAAGGAGGGUGGAUCUGGUGGAAAAGCUAAGAAGAAGAAAUGGUCCAAAGGAAAAGUACGUGACAAAUUAAAUAAUCAAGUACUUUUUGAUAAACCGACAUAUGAAAAAUUAUUAAAAGAAGUACCACAGUACAAAUUGAUUACACCUUCGAUUGUUAGUGAGAGAUUAAAGAUUAGAGGAUCUCUUGCCAGACGAGCUUUGAUAGAGCUUCAGCAAAAGGGCUUGAUCAAGCAAGUUGUGCAGCAUCAUGCACAACUUAUCUAUACACGUACUACUAAAGGAGAUGAUCCUGCAGUUUAAUAUGUAUAAGUCAAUUUAAUAAAAAAUUUAAGCUUAUAUAAAAA